AUGGCCAACGCCGACAUUGCCGAAGAAUACGGCGUGGCCUCGUCCCUCGAAGCGCUCUCCACGGCCAUGUACUUGUUCGGUAUGGGGUCCGGUGCUCUCUUUGCCGGACCGCUAUCCGAAACCUUUGGUCGAAGCCCGGUCUACCUGACCUCUACUUUCUGUUACAUCUUUUUCGUUCUUGGCUCCGCCCUGAGGCCGACAUUUGGUGGACAUGUUGCAUGUCGGUACUUUGUUGGCUUGUUUGCGAGCGGAACUCUGGGCAGCAACGGAUCGAGUGUACAGGAUCAGUUCCGUUUUGUUGGGAGGACAUUUGCUUUUCCUGUAAUUGCUUGGGCAAACGUUGCAGGCAAGCCUCUCUUUGUCCCGCUAUCCAAAUCUCCGGUCAUCGCACCAAUUGCAGGCGGAUUUAUCAUCGCGGACCCGUACCUCGGCUGGCACUGGACAGAAUGGGUAACGCUCGUCAUCUCCGGCACCGCUUUUUUGGCCUCCUUCCUCUUCUUACCCGAGACUUAUCUGCCCAAACUUCUCGAGUGGAAAGCCGAACACCUCCGCCGCCUCACCAACGACCAGCGUUACGUGUCCGCGCAUGCUCAAAACCUCCGACAGAGAUCCUUUGCCCAACGCCUGAGAACUCGCCUCUCGCUUCCACUCAAGUUCAUCCACACCGAGUCCGUCAUCACAGUCCUGGGAGUCUAUCUCAUUCUGCUCUACACCCUCCUCUUCACCUUUUUGUCAGGCUUCGACCAAAUUUUCCGCCAAGCUCAUGACCUCGACAAGGGCCAGACCGGCGCUUGUUUCGGCGCCCUUGCAGCCGGUGCCACCUCCUUCAUGCUCGCAGUACCGGGUCUCUAUCUCUGGGCCCGCCGCCGCGAAGCGCGUCUCGUAAGCAGUACACAGGAUGCAAAUACCACGCUCGAGCCCGAGUUCCGGCUGUUUCCCGGCUUUGUGGCCGGCCCGCUGCUUCCGGCCGCCUUGUUCUGGCUGGGCUGGACGGACGUGGAGAUGAUACCCAUGUGGUCUGUACUGGGGGCAUGCUUCCUUUUCGGUCUGGUCUUGAUGGCCCUCUAUACCAGCAGUUACGGGUACAUUGUGGAUAGUUAUGGAGUGCAUGCUGGAAGCGCUCUUUCUGCUAUCACGAUGCUGAGGUAUAUCAUUGCUGGUGGCAUGGCUUUGGGGACGAGACCGUUGUUUACGGUACCGGGUUUUGGGGUGAAAUGGACCAUGACGGUCCUGGGAUGUGUGGCGGUUGUUCUUGCGCCGGCGCCGUUUGUGUUUUGGAAGAUGGGGCCAAAGUUGAGGAAGAGGAGUGCGUACGCUAUUAGUUCGUGUGAGAAGUAGUGGGUAUUGUGGUAUACCUUGAACUUUUCAUUGCUGUAUACGUUUUGGAUCAAAGUUAUUAAUAUUGGACAUUCACUUGAAAGAAGUCACACUGUCGUCACAAUCGGAAACUAAAAACAAAA
Neurospora crassa OR74A is the source of this 1460-nucleotide messenger RNA. RefSeq lists its product as hypothetical. Gene Ontology annotation, molecular function: transmembrane transporter activity. The transcript has 2 exons. NCBI's taxonomy places the organism in Eukaryota, Fungi, Ascomycota, Sordariomycetes, Sordariales, Sordariaceae. The record is from RefSeq and is a predicted model, not a curated record. Bases 1 to 1338 code for a protein of 445 amino acids. Gene Ontology annotation, biological process: transmembrane transport.